UUUUUCCCGCAUAAGCAAAUAUAAAAAAGUUCAAACUCAUUUUGUUUUUAUCUCGACAGCUCCCGACAUUAAGUCUCCCCCUACACAUCACUUCUAACCCACACUUCCCAGCAUUUCACGCCCACAGACUCGCUCCCUUUAGCUCCAUAUAAACCGGCUGCAGAUCAAGUCACAACAUCUUUGAGAAACUUUGAGCAACAAUUGAAGCUCCUGCCAGGAAACCAAACAGCUAUGAUAUCAAUCGGAGGCCUCACAGGAUUUUGGAUCACUGCUCUGCUGGUUCUUUACGGUGCAGAUAUGGGAGAGACCAGUGGAAACUCUCUAAAUGAGCCCGACGUGCCGUUCCCUCCCGCCGGGCCCACGGCUCUCAACCUCGCCGCCAUCUGCCACCACGGUCAGGGUCGUCCCAGAUACCCGCCCAGCUUUUUCCCCAACUCCAGGGUCGGCCACUUCCGCCGCCGUGGAGCCGCCAUCAACCGUCUGGAGUCGUGGUUCAGUUUGUGCUGCAGUGGACAGGUAGCACAGCAGAGCGACCAGAUCCUCUGCUGCGCCCAACAAGCUUGGAAACAAGCCCUGUCCCAGUUCUGUGUGGAAGAAUAUUCCACCAUGACUAAAGCAUAUGUGUGCUGUGCGGACAGAGGAGAUGAACGCUGGAUUUGCUUUGACAGCGAGCUGCCAAACCCAAACUACGACCCGACACCAGGCUACACUGCACCCCAAAUCCCAGAGGAGCCGGGGUUCACUUUCAAUGCAAAUGCUUGUUAAAACAAGAAAAAAAUAAUAUUUUUGUGUAGAUUUUGUGUAGUGAAAUUGAGAUCCUGCAUCAGAAAAUUGCGGAUAAUGCUGAGCUCAUGUGUCCUGCAGAUCUUUGUCACAGAUGCUGGUUGUGUUUAUGCUGAGUAAGGAUUAUAACAACUGAAGUCAGUUAUUAUUGUUCACAGCUCUAUAUUCAACCCAACUUUGUCACAACAACAGGAAACAUUUAUUUUCCAUUUAUUUGCACUGUAGGAUUCUUUGCUAGAGAAAUAAAGGAUGAAAUAAAGACAUAAAA
Molecule: messenger RNA, 1051 nt
Organism: Centropristis striata (black sea bass)
Lineage: Eukaryota; Metazoa; Chordata; Actinopteri; Perciformes; Serranidae
Gene: ecm1a
Product: extracellular matrix protein 1a
Exons: 3
Coding region: 232-765 (177 amino acids)
Biological process (GO): signal transduction; regulation of bone mineralization
Cellular component (GO): extracellular region
Source: RefSeq, a predicted model, not a curated record